CCGCCGCUCCCGGGCUGAGGCAGGCAGGCGCUUUGGCACCUCCCGGAGCCGCCCGAGGAUGCCCCGCGGUUUCCUGGUGAAGAGGAGCCGCAGACCCACGCCCAUCUCCUACAGGACCCGCUGCUGCUGCCCGGCGUCGGCGGCUGCCGAGGGAGGCGACCCAGCGCAGCUCUUGGUGCCCCCGCCGAUCCCCGUUCCGCUCUCGGGCUCGGGCUUGGCUUCGCAACCCGCCGAGGCGCCUCUUCUGCUUGCGCCCGCGGCGCCGCACUUCGGGACGCCCGACGGCCCCUCAUCCCCGGCGCCCCUGCACAGCCCCGCGCGGGCCGUCAGCGAAGAGCGGAGCUUGCGCCUGGGCUCGCCGGUCUCGGCCGAGUCCUUUCCGGCGCCGGAGCCUCUGCUCUUGGGCCCGGGGGCAGAGCUCAAGCUCUGGGCGGUCGCGGCCAUCACCGCCGGACCGCCGCCGCCGCCUUCCCCGGCUCCUGCGGUCGCCCAGCAGCGCAGCCAUGGGCCGAGUCCGAGCGCGUCCAAGCGGCCUCAGGGCCGGAAGGCCAAGGCGGCCCGCAAGCUGCACUUCGAGGAUGAGGUGACGACGUCGCCGGUGUUGGGGCUGCGCAUCAAAGAGGGCCCACCCGAGCCCGCCUCGACGGCUCCUCAGCAGCAGCAGCAGCAUCAGGCGGGCGCCGGUGGAGGAUCCCGAGCCAAUGGCGCGCAGCCGCUGGGCGAGUUCAUCUGCCAGCUGUGCAAGGAGCGCUACCCAGACCCGCUGGCCUUAGCGCAGCACAAGUGCUCGCGCAUCGUGCGCGUCGAGUACCGCUGCCCGGAGUGCGACAAGCUCUUCAGCUGCCCGGCCAACCUGGCCUCGCACCGCCGCUGGCACAAACCACGGCCUCCCAGCGCCCCCGCCGCCAAGGCCAAGGCUGCGGCCGACGAGCCACCCGCCAAGGGAGGAGGUGGCAGCGGCAGCGAGAGGGACACGCCGAGUCCCGGCAGCGGCGGCGGAGGGAGCAGCGGAGGAGAGCCCGACGCCGGCGCCGAGGAGUUCGCGUGCCCACGCUGUGCCAAGCGCUUCCGCCGCCAGAGCGCCCUGCGCAAGCACCUGCCCCUCCACCACGAGCCGCUCGACGGGCUGCCCUCGGCGCGGGAGCCCCCGGACGCCUGCCCCGAGGAGGCGGGCGCCCGCCACAGUCCGCUGAGCUUGCCCGGGGAGUGCCACCCGUGCCCCGUGUGCGGCGAGACCUUCACCGCCAAGAGCGCCCAGGAGCGCCACCUGCGCCUGCUCCACGCCGCCCAGGCCUUUCCCUGCAAGUACUGCCCGGCCACCUUCUACAGCUCGCCGGGUCUGACCCGCCACAUCAACAAGUGCCACCCGUCGGAGAACCGCCAGGUCAUUUUGCUCCAGGUGCCCGUGCGCCCGGCCUGCUAGAGGGAGCCCAGCCGUGCCUUCCCCUGCAGCACCGUCGCCGCCCAGCCCAGGAGACGGCUGCAGGGCAA
This is a messenger RNA of Zootoca vivipara (common lizard), 1491 nucleotides long. RefSeq names its product INSM transcriptional repressor 1 (gene INSM1). Gene Ontology annotation, molecular function: DNA-binding transcription repressor activity, RNA polymerase II-specific; RNA polymerase II cis-regulatory region sequence-specific DNA binding. Lineage: Eukaryota; Metazoa; Chordata; Lepidosauria; Squamata; Lacertidae. Gene Ontology annotation, cellular component: transcription repressor complex; nucleus. Gene Ontology annotation, biological process: regulation of cell cycle process; neuron differentiation; negative regulation of transcription by RNA polymerase II. The record is from RefSeq and is a predicted model, not a curated record.